Molecule: messenger RNA, 5688 nt
Organism: Closterium sp. Yama58-4
Lineage: Eukaryota; Viridiplantae; Streptophyta; Zygnematophyceae; Desmidiales; Closteriaceae
Source: the annotation of a GenBank genome assembly
AUGCUGCCUUACCUGUUCCCUGAGCUGUCCACCUUUGCUACAGUCGCCGAUCUUAUCACCCACCUUCGCACUAGUGACGCUCGCCUGCGUGCCGCCCUUCCCACCGAGUUCUGCGCUAAGAACCCCCCUCCACUGUACUGGACACUCCACUUUCUAGUCACCCGUCUCCCUGACACCCUUAGCUCAGUGCGCGACUAUUUCCUUGCUCGCUGUCCCACUGAGCUCACUGUCGCCCUCCUAGAGGAGAAACUGCUAGCAGCCGAGAAGAGCAUUGUAGCUGUAGGUGCUGCUCGUGGCGCUCCUCGCACCCCCAUCUUUGAGGGGUGUUCUCCCUCUCCCCUCGCUCCCUCCUACGCUACUGCUGCUGCUGUUGACUUCCUUGGUGCUGAGUCUGCUGGCGCUGCUUCUGCUCCUGGUGGGAGGCGCCGCACCGGCAAGGGCAAGGGGGGCAAGGGUGGCGGGGGUGGCGCUGGGGGGGGAGGAGGUGGGGGAGGUGGGGGGGGAGGCGGUGCUGGAGGGAGCGGUGGCGGGAGUGCUGGUGGGAGUGGGGUCGGCAGCGGAGGCGGGGGCGGCGGAGGGAGCGGUGGCGGUGGUGGCGGCGGCGGCGGCGGUGGCGGUGGCGGCGGUGGCGGUCGGAGCGGAGGUAGUGGUGGCGGCGGAGGUCGGAGUGGAGGCACUGGCUCGGGCCAGAGCUCCCACCAGCAGCAGCGUCCCCAGACGACCCAGCAGCUUCGUGAGUGGCUUGCUCAGCGUGGGACGUCGGGGGGCAGUGGCCGUUAUUCCUAUGUCAUUCGCACAGGUGACCGCAAGGGACAGACGUGUGGGAGGUUCCACACCCCGUACCGCUGCUUCUCCCGCCUUGACGACAAUUGGCGUGAGGAGAUGGGCGAGGAUGUUGAGCGCCCCCGCUGGGCUGAGCUGAUGAGGGCUGGUGUUGAUAUCUUUGCUCUUGACUAUGAUGCUAUUAUUGCUGCCAUGUAUGCAUUGACUGUUAGUGCCGAGGGAGACUGUUACUUGUGUGUGCCGCCUGACCCAGGUAUAGAGCCCGCUGCCCUGGGUACUAGUGAGUCUGCUCUCUCUGGUCUGGUGCCCUCUGUGGCUGCUCCCUCCAGUACUGUCCCUACUGCUUGUGAGUCUGCUCUCUCAGGUACAGCACCCACAGAGACUGCUCUCUCAGGUACUGCACCGGCUGAGGCCUUGCACACCUUCACCCUUGACUCAGGUGCUUCCCGCUGUUUCUUUCGUGACAGUACUGAGCUCACUCCACUUCCUGCACCGGUCCCAGUCUCCUUGGCUGACCCCUCGGGGGGCCCAGUCCUUGCACGGUCCACCACUGUGCUCCCGUGUCCGGCGGUUCCGUCUGGCUCGUUGUCGGGUUUCCACCUCCCCUCGUUCUCGACGAACCUGGUGAGCAACGCUGUCAUCCAGGAUCAGUGGGUUGACACCUUUACUCCUGGAGGACAGCGUGUGGCGAUCCUCACGUGCUCCAGGACUGGCCGUCACCUGGCUACGUUUACCCGUCAGCCGGGGUCGAGUCUCUACACACUGUCCACUGCGUCUCCUCAGGUCGCUGCUGUCGGUCAGGUGUCCGCGUCAGGUCUGGUAGCCCACGCCUGUGAGUGUCGUUCCCUGUCGCACCAGACUCUUCUCUGGCACCACCGCCUGGGCCACCCCUCCUUGCCACGCCUCCGUGGCAUGCACCGUCGCCUCCUUGUGUCUGGUCUUCCCAGGUCCCUCCCUCCCCUCCCUGCCUCGCCUGCGCCGCCUUGCCUUCCUUGCGUCGAGGGGCGGCAGUGCGCCGCUCCUCACUCCUCCUCGUUCCCCCCGACAGAGGCUCCUCUGCAGACCCUCCACCUGGACGUGUGGGGCCCAGCCCGCGUUCGUGGCCAGGGCGGUGAGCGGUACUUUUUGCUGGUUGUCGACGACUACUCGCGUUACACCACGGUCUUCCCCUUGCGCACCAAGGGUGAGGUCCCUGCUGUUCUGAUCCCUUGGAUCCGCACAGUUCGUCUCCAGCUCCGCCGCCGUUUCCGGACGGAUCUUCCUGUCCUGCGUCUGCACUCUGACAGAGGUGGUGAGUUCUCCUCCGACCUCUUGAGGACCUUCUGUCAGGCGGAGGGCAUCGAGCAGACCUUCACGCUUCUGGACUCCCCACAGCAGAAUGGGGUUGCUGAGCGCCGCAUUGGCCUGGUCAUGGAGGUCGCUCGUACCUCCUUGGUCCAUGCGGCGGCUCCCCAUUUUCUGUGGCCGUUUGCUGUCCGGUACGCCGCGCAUCAGCUCAACCUCUGGCCCCGUGUCUCCUUGCCGAAGACCUCGCCCACACUGCGUUGGACGGGGGAGGUUGGCGAUGCGUCGCGCUUCCGGGUGUGGGGUGCUCGUGCCCUUGUCCGCGAUACGUCCGCGGACAAGCUCUCCUCCCGCACGCUUCCCUGUGUCUUCCUUGGCUUUGUCCCUGACGCGCCUGGCUGGCAGUUUUACCACCCCACCUCGCGCCGGGUCUUCGCCUCUCAGGACGUCACCUUUGACGAGUCGGUCCCUUUUUACCGUCUCUUCCCCUACCGCACUGCCCCCCUCCCUCCCCCGCCGCUUUUCCUCGCUCCUGGUCCCCCUCCGGUAGACCCCCUUCCCCCUCAGGGUCCUGCUCCUUCAGGUGUCUCUCAGGUAGACCCUCCUCCCGUCGCUGAGCCUGUCGAGGUCACAGGUGACUCAGGUGCUGCUGCAGGUGGUGCUGCUGGGAGUGCUGAGCCUGGGGGUGCUGAGCCUGCGGGUGCUGGGCCUGGGGGUGCUGCGGCUGCGGGUGCUGGGACUGAGGGUGCUGGAGCUGAGGGUACUGUGCCUGAGAGUUCGGAGCCUGGGGGUGCUGAGCCUGGGGGUGCUGCGACUGGGGGUGCUGAGCCUGCGCCUACGGAGCCUGGGGUUGCUGCGUCUGGGGGUGCUCCGGUUCGGGGUGCUGAGCAGUCUCUCACACCGCAGCAGCUUCGUGACUGGUACGUCCGGCGCUUUCGCCGUCCUCGUGGCCCUGCUGGAGUUGGAGGUUCUGGAGCUGCUCGUCCUGGAGGUGCUCGUACUGGAGGUACUGGAGCUGCCGGGACUGGCUGUUCUGGGAGCACUGAGGCUGGAGCUGCUGGAGCUGGGGACUCUGGAGCUGGCGGUGCCAGCGGAGUUGGAGCUACCGGCUCUGGGGGUGCUCUUCCUGGCGGUACUGGAGCUGCUGGAGCUGACGACACUGGAGCUGACGGUUCUGGACACGGUGGUCCUGCUGGUUCUGGAGGUGCUGGCGAGGGGAGGUCUGACGCUGCUGGGGCCUCUGGUGCUGACGUCGCCGACUCUGGGGGUGCUGCGGCGGAGGGUGCUGGUCCUGGUGCUUCUGGUGCUGCGGGUGCUGGAGGUGCUGGCGGAGCUCCGCCGUCGCGCCUGUUCUUCGCUCCUCCGUCACCGUCGGCUUUGCCACCGCCUGACACGGUGCUUCGCCAGGUUCUUUCCCUCCCGUCUUCCACUGGCCUUCCCCUCCAGCCUGGCUCCCCCCUCCCUGCUCCUGUACCUUACACUGCACUGCCGGACUCGCUUACGGAGCGUCGUGAGCCUGUGUCUCGUCCUGCCUCGCCUGUUCGUGCUACUCGCACUGCUCGCACUGCGCGCACUGGUCCCACUGGUCGUCGUGUCGCGCGUCCGCGUCCUCCUCCUGUUCCUGGCACGCAUAUUAUGGCCCUUCGUCCUUCCACUGGUCCACAGCGUGUCCCCCUACCGUCUCCUCCUGCGUCUUCUCUUCCUGAGGUUCCCGACCCUGAGUCUGACAGUGUUCGUGCUGCCCACCCUACUGUUACGCGUCUUCUCGCCACUGUUGUCACUGACCCGUCGUUUGAGUCUUCUGCUGCGUCUGCCCUGGUCGCUGAGCUUGUCGACUUUGCUGCUGCAUGUCGCCUAGACUACGCCGCCAGUCUUGUUGCUGAGUCUAAGUCUGUCUGUCCUCCGUCCGUCGGGGGUGAGUGUGCUCUUGGCACAGACGUCCUUGAGGACAGGCAGGAGGACUUUGACUCUCUUGCGGCUGCUGUACCUCAUCUCGUGGCCUGGUUGCUUGCCCCUGAGGGAGACCCGGAUGCACUAGACAUCCCCACUCCGCGCUCUUACGCAGAGGCGAUCUCGGGUCCCUACUCUUCUCAGUGGCAGACAGCCAUGGACGCAGAGAUGGCAUCCUGGAAGUCCACAGGCACCUACGUCGACGAGGUUCCCCCUCCUGGGGCGAACAUCGUCGAUGGCAUGUGGAUUUUCAAGGUGAAGCGGCCGCCGGGUUCUCCGCCUGUCUUCAAGGCUCGUUACGUUGCUAGAGGCUUCAGUCAGCGCCAGGGGGUUGACUUCUUCCAGACCUUCUCCCCCACCCCGAAGAUGACCACUCUUCGGGUUCUGCUGCACGUUGCUGCUCAGCGUGACUACGAGCUUCACUCUCUUGACUUCAGCACAGCUUUCCUGCAGGGCAGCCUGCACGAGGAGAUCUGGUUGCGCCGCCCACCUGGCUUUACUGGGUCGUUUCCUCCUGGUACCCAGUGGAGCCUCCGCCGGCCAGUCUAUGGUCUCCGCCAGGCGCCACGUGAGUGGCACGACACACUGAGGACUACACUUGCGGCCCUUGGGUUCGCGCCGUCUACUGCUGACCCGUCGCUGUUUCUGCGCACAGACACGUCGCUGCCGCCGUUCUACAUUCUCGUGUACGUCGACGACUUGGUCUUUGCUACUGCUGACACUGAGGCACUCGCUCGUGUGAAGUCGGAGCUGCAGAAGAGACACACCUGCACUGACCUGGGUGAGCUGCGUAGCUACCUUGGCUUGCAGAUCACCCGGGACAGAGCACGCCGCACCAUUACCCUGACUCAGUCACACAUGGUGCAGCAGGUCCUUCAGCGCUUCGGCUUCCAGUUCUCCUCACCACAGGCCACACCUCUGGCUACCAGCCACUCGCUCUCAGCUCCACCUUCGGACGAGUCCGUAGAGCCGAGUGGCCCGUACCCAGAGCUUGUAGGCUGCCUCAUGUACCUGAUGACUUGCACGCGACCUGACCUCGCGUACCCUCUUAGCAUCCUUGCUCGUUACGUUGCGCCUGGGAGACACAGGCGAGAGCACUGGGAGGCUGCUAAGAGGGUGCUGCGUUACCUGUGCAGUACAUCAGGCAUGGGGCUGGUGCUUGGAGGACGCGACAGAGUUGUCCUCACUGGUCACUCGGACGCUUCUUGGGUGGAUGACCUGGCUACGCAGCGGUCGUCACAGGGUUACACCUUCAGCCUUGGCUCUGGUUCUGUCUCGUGGCGGUCCACCCGCUCUUCUUCUGUUCUCAGCUCUAGUUGUGAGGCUGAGAUCUACGCCACGGCCAUGGCUGCACAGGAGUUACGCUGGCUCACCUACCUGCUGACUGACUUGGGAGAGCGGCCUAGUUCUCCUCCAGUUCUGUACGGCGACAACAAGGCGGCCCUUGCCUUGUGUCAGGAGCACAGACUGGAGCACAGGACGAAGCACAUUGCUCUUCGCUACUUUCUUGCUCGAGAGCUGCAGCAGCGAGGUCAGCUUCGGCUUGUGUACGUGGACUCGAAGGCCAACACUGCUGAUAUCUUCACUAAGGCGCUCCCGCCUAGUGAUUAUCAGCGGCACUGUACUUCUUUAGGCCUUGUGUCCACAUUCCCUCAUUUGCUUACUGCUUGA